Molecule: messenger RNA, 2591 nt
Organism: Xenopus laevis (African clawed frog)
Lineage: Eukaryota; Metazoa; Chordata; Amphibia; Anura; Pipidae
Gene: slc28a1.L
Product: solute carrier family 28 (concentrative nucleoside transporter), member 2 L homeolog
Exons: 18
Coding region: 292-2235 (647 amino acids)
Biological process (GO): nucleoside transmembrane transport
Cellular component (GO): plasma membrane; membrane
Molecular function (GO): nucleoside:sodium symporter activity; nucleoside transmembrane transporter activity; symporter activity
Source: RefSeq, marked provisional
GGAACAAGAGGUGCAUGAUUUUGUUUAUAUGAAAAAGAGUAAUGCUUUACAAUGAGCCCACUUUCUUUAAAUAAUGAAAUUAAUCUACAGGGAAAAGUUUCACAGUAGUAUUUCCUUAAGGUGACACAGCUUUGGACUUUGUUGCUGUUUGAUAACGUUUUGUGCUCCCUACAUUAUUCACUAACAUCACCAACAUUGGUUCAGAAACUGACAAGGAGUCUGUAUACAGCUUUUUCUUAGGAAAGAGGGUUGGAGUUGCCAGCAAAAGCCAUCGAACAAGUCGAAAAAGCUAUGGAAAUGAAUAAAGUUGGAAUUUCAAAUGAUGGAUUUUCUAAGGAUGAUACUGCAUCAGAUGAAGAUUAUGCAAGUGUAAGUGACUCACUCCCAGGAAGCACAAAAAAGGAUGUUUGGAGUAAAGUGUCCAAACCAUUUGAUGCAUCUGAACAAUUUGUUAAAAAGCACAGAAAAAUUCUGAAGUAUAUUGGUAUUGGGAUCCUCUGUGCAGGCUUUGCUGCAUUCUUUAUAGCAGCAUGUGUUCUGAAUUUCAACCGUGCUGUGGCAUUGGUGGUGAUAACAUGUGUGGUGCUUUUCUUUCUCGGAUAUGACCUGGUGAAGAAAUUGUAUGGGAAACAUAUAAUUCAGUUUCUGGGACCUGUCGGGGGUUGUCUGAAAAAGAAUAGGAAAUGGCUGAAGUGGGUAUUUUGUUUAUUGGUUUUGGCUGGUCUUAUCGCUUGGCUGGUCAUAGACACUUCCAAAAGGCCAGAGCAGCUUAUUUCUUUUGGAGGAGUCUGUAUGUUUAUCCUCAUCCUUUUUCUCUUAUCUAAGCAUCACCGUGCGGUAUCUUGGAGAGCAGUGUUCUGGGGCCUUGGACUUGAAUUCGUUCUAGGAAUUUUCAUCAUCCGUACUGAACCUGGAUAUCAGGCCUUCAAGUUUGUUGGUGAACAAAUUCAGAUUUUCCUGAACUAUACAACUGCUGGCUCAGGAUUUGUGUUUGGAACUACACUCAUUCAGGAGGUGUUUGCUUUUCAGGCACUUCCUAUUGUGGUCUUCUUCAGCUGUGUCAUGUCUGUACUUUACUAUGUUGGGCUCAUGCAGUAUGUCAUCCUUAAGAUAUCUUGGUUCAUGCAAGUUACAAUGGGGACCACGGCUACAGAAUCGUUAAGUGUAGCUGGUAACAUUUUUGUAGGGCAGACAGAAGCUCCACUGUUAAUCCGUCCUUAUUUACCAGAUAUGACCAAAUCAGAAAUCCAUGCUGUGAUGACUGGGGGAUUUGGCACUAUUGCAGGCAGUGUACUGGGUGCUUAUAUUUCAUUUGGGAUUGAUGCAUCUUCACUGAUUGCUGCCUCUGUCAUGGCUGCUCCGUGUGCCCUUGCACUUUCUAAGCUGGUCUAUCCUGAGGUGGAAGAAUCAAAAUUCAAAAGUGAAGAAGGUGUAAUAAUAGAGAAAGGAGAAGAGCGGAACUUGCUUGAAGCAGCUAGUAAUGGAGCUUCUGCCUCAGUUGGGUUAGUAGCCAACAUUGCUGCCAAUCUAAUUGCAUUUAUGGCUCUACUGGAGUUUAUUAAUGCAGCUUUCUCCUGGCUGGGAGGAAUGGUGAACUAUCCACAGCUAACACUCCAGCUAAUCCUGUCCUACAUAUUUAUGCCAAUUGCUUUCAUGAUGGGAGUGAAGUGGGAUGAGGCUGGCAUGGUGGGCGAGAUGUUGGGGACCAAGAUCAUUCUGAAUGAGUUUGUGGCCUACAGGCAAUUAUCGGAAUACAAGAAUCUGCGUUUAUCCGGAGCUGAUGAAUGGAUAGAUGGACAGAGGCAAUGGAUAUCGGAACGAGCAGAGGUGAUCACCACGUAUGCUCUUUGUGGAUUUGCCAAUUUUAGUUCUAUUGGAAUUAUGCUAGGAGGGUUAUCUUCCAUGGCGACUGAACGCAAGGGUGACCUUGCCAAGGUGGUUCUUCGAGCCCUUUUAACUGGAGCGUGCGUAUCAUUUGUCAAUGCAUGUGUAGCAGGAAUUUUAUAUAACCCUCGAGGGAUCGAAAACUGCAAAGAUUUAUUGACCAGUGGAAAUUUCAUUAACGAGACAAGCUACCAAUUUUUUACCUGCUGCAGUAAUCUUUAUGAUAGCACUCAAAUCGUUAAUGGAACACUAUCAUUCGGAGAUGGAUGGGAAAACUUGCCUAAUGCUAUCUUGGGUGUAGAAAAUUGCUGUAUGUUUUAUAAUAACACUGUGUGCAAUACCUGGAUGUAAACAUUUAUUUUCAAGUAUGGAACAAGCACAUCAGCAUGACAAGAGGACUGCACUAAAGAAUCUAAUUAAUUUAUGCAUUAACAUUUUGCUUUCCUGACUGUUAUGUGGAUUACAUUAAUUGAAUGGAAAGGAAGAACUUGUUUGAGAUAAUAUUUUGUUUACCCAUAACCUACCUCUUUCUGGAGAAAGCAUGUGUAUAUGUGUUCUUCCCCGAACUUGGAAAUAUGGAGCCCAUUAACUUUAUUUUAUGUAAAAUGAGACCCCUGCUGAUCUCAGUGUUUCAUGAAGUGCCAAGAACACGAGGAACUAAAGUUAUUGUAAAGUCAUGCUUAUAAUAAAAGGCAUCUUUAAAAGGA